Messenger RNA from Glycine soja, 1579 nucleotides. RefSeq names its product 1-aminocyclopropane-1-carboxylate synthase 7-like. Gene Ontology annotation, biological process: biosynthetic process; amino acid metabolic process. The record is from RefSeq and is a predicted model, not a curated record. Bases 90 to 1430 code for a protein of 446 amino acids. Gene Ontology annotation, molecular function: transaminase activity; pyridoxal phosphate binding. The transcript has 3 exons. NCBI's taxonomy places the organism in Eukaryota, Viridiplantae, Streptophyta, Magnoliopsida, Fabales, Fabaceae.
CUCAUCAUAGUUCUCUCUCUUAUACUCACAGCAGCUUUCUGCUUUCUGUAAUUGAGUAAUUAACUCUUUUGCAAGGAAGCUAGCUAGCUAUGGGUAUUGAGAUGGAGCAACCUUGUGUGGAGCUUUCAAAAGUUGCAGUUUCUGAAACUCAUGGGGAAGAUUCUCCUUAUUUUGCUGGGUGGAAAGCCUAUGAUGAGAACCCCUAUGAUGAAUUAACCAAUCCCUCAGGAGUUAUACAAAUGGGGUUGGCAGAAAAUCAAGUUUCAUUUGAUUUGCUUGAAAAGUACUUGGAAGAGCAUUCAGAGGCUUCCACAUGGGGAAAAGGAGCUCCUGGGUUCAGAGAGAAUGCUUUGUUUCAAGACUAUCAUGGGCUUAAAACCUUCAGAACAGCAAUGGCAAGCUUCAUGGAACAAGUGAGAGGUGGGAGAGCAAAAUUUGACCCUCAAAGACUUGUCCUCACUGCAGGUGCAACUGCAGCCAACGAACUCUUAACCUUCAUCCUCGCUAACCCAGGAGAUGCUUUACUCGUUCCAACCCCUUACUAUCCUGGAUUUGAUAGAGAUUUAAGGUGGAGAACUGGGGUAAACAUAGUUCCCAUCCACUGUGACAGCUCAAACAACUUCCAGAUUACUCCCGAAGCCUUAGAGGCCGCAUACAAAGACGCAGAAGCCAUGAACUCCAAAGUGAGGGGAGUUCUAAUCACAAACCCUUCAAACCCAUUAGGUGUAACAAUUCCACGUUCGGUUCUUGAGGAGAUUCUUGACUUCGUGACUCGCAAGAACAUCCAUCUGGUCUCAGACGAAAUCUACUCAGGCUCGGUUUUCUCUUCCUCCGAGUUCACAAGCGUGGCAGAAAUCCUCGAGGCUCGCCAAUACAAAGACGCGGAAAGAGUUCACAUUGUUUAUAGCCUGUCCAAAGACCUUGGCCUUCCUGGCUUCAGAGUUGGCACCAUUUACUCAUACAACGACAAGGUUGUGACCACAGCGAGGAGAAUGUCGAGUUUCACCUUAAUAUCUUCUCAGACACAGCACUUGUUGGCUUCUAUGUUGUCGGAUAAGAAGUUCACCGAGAACUAUAUCAGGACCAACAGGGAGAGGCUGAGGAAGAGGUACCAAAUGAUCAUUGAAGGGUUGAGAAGUGCGGGGAUCGAGUGCUUGAAGGGGAAUGCAGGGUUGUUUUGCUGGAUGAAUCUAAGUCCACUUUUGGGGAAUUAUAAGGCCAAAGGAUCAAGGGAACUAGGUGGUGAAUUGGAGCUUUGGAAUGCUAUUCUGCAUGAACUGAAGCUAAAUAUCUCUCCAGGCUCUUCUUGCCAUUGUUCUGAACCAGGUUGGUUCAGGGUCUGCUUUGCAAAUAUGAGUGAGCAAACGCUGGAAAUUGCAUUGCAAAGAAUACGUGACUUCAUGGAACGAAUAAGGACAGAAAGCGUUUAGUUUUUUUUUUUUUUUUAUAAUCUGUGGAAGACAAAUAUAAAAAAUUUACAACAACUCAGGCACUGCUGAAUCAAUUGAACUAAAGUCCCUCAGGACAAAGCGCGUUUGUUUUUUUUCAAAUGGUUAUUUGGACUGGCCAUUUUGAUAAA